AUGACACAGCUUUUCGCAUCCAACCCGUCAGCGAUGACGAACGAAAAGCGCGGGAAUUUCCCCGGCCUCUCCCUGCCGACCCGAAAACAUUCCAACGACUCCGGCCACCUACCCACCAAGAUCAAGAACUUUUUCCGGAUCAACAGCUCAAGCAGCCACUCCUCCCAUGGCGGCAGUCCCGCCAGCACCGACCGUGAACGUGAGAAGGAGUCACCCAAGAAUGACAAAUCAACAUUCAGACAAUCGCGGUUCCUCCCUAGUAUCGGUCGUAACCGUUCCGCUACCGUCGCCAGUGAAGGCAACCCUCUUGAUGAUGGUGUCUCACCCACGGCUACUGCGAAUCCCUACUUUGCCCACCAAGGCCAGCCCGCAUUACGGCAUAGGAAUGACGGCUCUGCCCCCUCUUCGCCUCCCGAUACCCCAGAGUUGCAGGUCACCGGGGUCACCGCAGCGGAGCAGGCAACAACUGCCAACAAGGAGGAAUUAGCACGCAAACUCCGCCGUGUUGCGUCUGCCCCCAAUGCCCAGGGCCUUUUCAAUAGCCAAGGGAAUGGACACCCCGAGACAGACGAUGAGCCUCUCAUAGCAAUUCCUGGCGGCGAUGGCAAGGUUGGUCUGUCUGAUGGCAAGGGAGGAGUCCUGGCUGUGCCUUCGAUAGGCAUUGACAGCAAGAUUACCGGUACUGGUACCGAUGAUGCUCCCUUCCGUCGCACCUACAGCUCGAACUCUAUCAAGAUCCGCAAUGUCGAGGUUGGCCCUGCAAGUUUUGACAAGAUCAAAUUGAUCGGAAAGGGUGAUGUCGGCAAAGUUUAUCUGGUUCGCGAGAAGAAGACGAGCCGUCUCUAUGCCAUGAAGGUACUGAACAAGAAGGAAAUGAUCAAGCGCAACAAGAUCAAGCGUGCUCUUGCCGAGCAAGAAAUUCUCGCGACUAGUAACCACCCGUUUAUUGUCACCCUCUAUCACUCUUUCCAGUCUGAGGACUACUUAUAUCUCUGCAUGGAGUACUGCAGUGGCGGCGAGUUCUUCCGAACCCUUCAAACUCGCCCUGGGAAAUGCAUCUCUGAAGAUGCGGCCAGAUUCUAUGCGGCCGAAGUCACUGCUGCUUUAGAGUACCUUCAUCUUAUGGGCUUCAUCUACAGAGAUCUCAAGCCAGAGAACAUUCUCCUCCAUCAAUCGGGUCACAUCAUGCUUUCGGAUUUCGAUCUGUCUAAACAGUCCGGGCCUGGAGGUGCUCCUACUAUGAUUCCUGGCCGAAGCGGAGGCAAUUCCUCCACUUCCCUGCCGACCAUUGAUACCAAGUCGUGUAUUGCUGAUUUCCGUACGAAUUCUUUUGUUGGAACAGAAGAGUAUAUCGCACCCGAGGUUAUCAAAGGCUGCGGUCACACUAGCGCAGUUGAUUGGUGGACUCUGGGUAUUCUUGUCUAUGAGAUGUUGUACGGUACCACUCCUUUCAAGGGCAAGAACCGAAAUGCAACCUUCGCCAGCAUCUUGCGGGAUGAAGUGGGUUUCCCUGAGGGCUCGGGUGCGCAGCAGACCUCCACGCUUUGCAAGUCUUUGAUUCGCAAGCUACUGAUCAAAGACGAGACCAAGCGCCUUGGAGCUCGUGCCGGUGCAUCUGAUGUCAAGACACACCCCUUCUUCCGGUCGACCCAGUGGGCUCUUAUUCGCCAUAUGAAGCCACCCAUGAUCCCGCACCAGGGUCGUGCCGGUACCGACACAGUGAACUUCCGCAAUGUGAAGGAAAGCGCCAGUGUCGAUAUUGGUGGCACUGCCUCUACUAAAAUGGAAGGUGUCCCUAUGGACUCUGGCCUUGCAACCCCCAAUGGCGAGCUGAAUGAUCCCUUUGAGGAGUUCAACAGUGUUACGCUUCACCACGAGGGAGAUCACUAA
This is a messenger RNA of Penicillium manginii, 1890 nucleotides long. Its product is annotated as putative serine/threonine protein kinase (Nrc-2). Lineage: Eukaryota; Fungi; Ascomycota; Eurotiomycetes; Eurotiales; Aspergillaceae. Gene Ontology annotation, cellular component: cytoplasm; nucleus; plasma membrane. The transcript is spliced from 4 exons. Gene Ontology annotation, biological process: protein phosphorylation. The coding region runs from base 1 to 1890 and encodes 629 amino acids. Gene Ontology annotation, molecular function: protein serine/threonine kinase activity; ATP binding. The record is from RefSeq and is a predicted model, not a curated record.